This is a messenger RNA of Lichtheimia ornata, 1581 nucleotides long. RefSeq lists its product as uncharacterized. Bases 1 to 1581 code for a protein of 526 amino acids. Gene Ontology annotation, cellular component: endoplasmic reticulum membrane. Gene Ontology annotation, biological process: cellular response to oxidative stress. Gene Ontology annotation, molecular function: hexosyltransferase activity. The transcript has 4 exons. NCBI's taxonomy places the organism in Eukaryota, Fungi, Mucoromycota, Mucoromycetes, Mucorales, Lichtheimiaceae. The record is from RefSeq and is a predicted model, not a curated record.
AUGGCUACGCCGCAUGGUCUCCCUUCCUUUCGGCAACGUGCAUUGUCCUUGUCAUCGCUCAAUGUACCUCGACGCUUUCAUCUCCCCAUCAUACUCUUAAGGUUGCUCAGUCUUAUACCCGCCGGGAUUGGCCUCUUACAAUGUAUCAAUCGAGCAUGGACACAGCCGCAAUAUGAUGAGACUGGUAUCUUUGAAAACAAGAGCACUCCUCUUACCUAUUGUGUCGCUAUACUUUGGUGUGUGCUGGCUGGCUAUUGGAGUUGGAUCUUGACAACAAGUAUGAUGCGAAGAUGGUUGUACCACUAUGAAAUCAGCAAUGCGUUGGUGCGACUAGCAACACUUACAGUGAUCCACUGGUCGGUGUAUGCUUUCUUCUCAUCUUACUAUGGAGCCGAUCAACCCAUGUGGCAAUGGAUGACCAUGUGCUUUAUCUUAUUGGUUUGCAACGUAUUCAAGAUCCUCCUUGCCUCCAAUCCCAAAUACAGUAGAAAGGCCAUCAAUCACAAAUCCACCGUUGUCCGUGUCUUGGUCCUUCCUCUGUUUAUUGUCGUUGUAUUCACAAUGCUCGCCAUCUUGCGUCAAGUCAGCUAUUUACGCAGCAACAGUAUCUCCCAUGCUGUCAAUGCAUUAUCAUCAGCAAAGAUGCCCGACAAUGUACAAAAGCAUCCUGAAAUGGCAGAGGCUGGAAUUCGUGUCAUGGUCUUUGUUUUAUCCGCUUGGACACCCAAAAGUCUCACCAAACGACAAGUGUUUCGGGAAACAACCAUGCAACUCAUGCCCGAGAACAAUGACAACAUCGCUUACUUUUAUCGCUUCAUCAUGGGUCAACCAGCUUCAGACAAAGUGCGAGAGACCAUGUGGCCCCAAAUACAAGCUGAGAUGGAUACGCAUGGUGAUGUGCUUCUCCUCAAUUGCUCUGAUAAGUAUGAAGACCUCAGCAAAAAAGUAUUCAGCACAAUGGAAUGGGCAGAGCAAUACGAGUUUGAUUACCUCGUCAAAACCGAUGAUGAUAUCUUUAUUCGAUGGGAUACAAUCACCAAGGAGCUCUUGGAUUUGGGUGUGCAAACACGAUAUUGGCAAGGUUUAAGUUAUUGGAACAUUCCACCCAUUCGAGAUAACAGCAACAAGAACAGUGAAUUUGAUUAUCCAUUGCCAUUGUUUCCACGAUACACAGCAGGCGCACUUUACAUCAUAUCACGAGAUCUUGUACACCUGAUUGCUCGAGGACCUCGUAUCUUUGUCAAAAAUGAGGAUCAGAAUCUUGGAGUAUGGCUAUUCCCCUAUCAAGUGGAGCCCAUCUUGGAUGCACGGAUACAACAAAUCGAUGUAUGCGAGGAGGACAUGAUUGCAAAGCAUUUUGGUGACUUUGGUGAUCCAGAGGCGAUUGGUGGUACCAUGUACGAUAUGCUGGAUAAUUUGCGUAAUGGUCGCAAGAUGUGCGAAGGCUUCCGUACCAAGUUUUGUGCACUCUGUUACCCCUGUCAAGGCAAAGUGAAUCAUUGGAAACACUGGAACUUUGAUUGUGACCCUGUAAAAGGAAUUACUCUUCUCAACAUGCCCAAGUUGACCUUGCUGGAAUAA